This is a messenger RNA of Exaiptasia diaphana, 1494 nucleotides long. RefSeq names its product arylamine N-acetyltransferase, pineal gland isozyme NAT-10-like. The transcript has a single exon. The record is from RefSeq and is a predicted model, not a curated record. Gene Ontology annotation, molecular function: acetyltransferase activity. Bases 253 to 1134 code for a protein of 293 amino acids. NCBI's taxonomy places the organism in Eukaryota, Metazoa, Cnidaria, Anthozoa, Actiniaria, Aiptasiidae.
GAUUUUACUUUGGAACAGGGUCAGGUCAGGGUCAGGUCAGAGGAAGUAUCUCCGUGCAAAGUACAGCAACAUCAGAACAACUCCAACUGCACAAACGAAAUAUUGAACAAACGCCAUAUUAUAUUCCUAUCCGGGUAAAAAGACUGGUACCGAUGGGGGUCACCUAAAACCGUGUGCACCUUGGUCAGAGGUCGCAGCAGCACACCCCCACCCAAGUUCGGUGGGAGUACCCCCCGGGUGCCAUGUGGUGUGAUGCAUGACCUCAACAUGGCGGACGAAGCCCUCUCUCCGGAAGAAGCAGAGCAAUACUUAGCUCGUAUUCACUUCAAUGGCCCCAAAGAACCAACAAUUGAUGUCUUAUCUAAACUGCAACAAUGCCAUAUGCUAUCAGUACCUUUUGAAAACCUCAGUGUUUAUGGAAAAGAGAAAAUAUUUCCCACUAAAGAUUGGUUGUUCGACAAGAUCGUUCGAAGGCAUCGAGGCGGGUUUUGCUACGAGCUUAACACGUUGUAUUCAUUCCUUCUCGAUUAUUUUGGAUUCAAUUACAAGUCUUGUAGUAGUCAAGUGUUCGCAAUGGAUACAGGGGAAUUUGGUCCACCGUUUGAUCACAAGACUUUAGUCGUGAACAUCGAAGGAAAACACUGGCUCUCGGACGUUGGGUUUGGAGACUUCAGUAUGACCCCUCUGCUCGUCACAGACCUGGGAGAAGAACAGCAUCUACAAUCAGGAAUUUAUCGCAUUAGGAAAGAUGGAGACGUCUGCAUCCUCGACGAGAAAUACAAGGUUAUCGUUGAUGAAUCCGGGCAAGAAAAAUUKGCAGAAAGGAAGUUCUGUUGCCCUGGUGAUCCUGGUUGGAAACCAAAAUACCAAUUUGAUUUGUUGACAGAAGUGACUACUCCAGACUUCAAUGAAUUGUUAGAAUAUCACCAGACGAACCCAGAAUCACCGUUUACUCACGAUCGUAUUUGCACAAUCGCUAAACCAUGGGGAAGAUUAACCCUGACCGGCAAUAAACUCACAACAACAACAUACUUAGGGAAUAAUAGAGUCAAAAAAGAAUCAAAAGAACUCUCUGAAGAAGAAGAAAUUGUGAAAGAACUUGAAGACAAAUUUGGGAUUAAAAGAAAUUGUUAAUAUUAUGGGUUACCUGUGGUAUCCAUCCCCCGCCGAUGCAAGGGCGGGCUUUUGUCGUUCACAGUAUAUAGUCACAUAAUCAAUCUUAGUGAAAGGACUUCUCGUCUGUAAUACGUGAAAUUAUAGAGAAUUCAAUUUAAAAAAUCAGAAUUCAAUUUAAUUUAAUCUGUUAAAUCUAAAUUUAUUCAUAAACUUCGUACAUAAGUACAAUUACUAUUAUAAAUUUAAGAAAAAGUCACACAACUUGUAACUUGAUUUCUACUCUUUAUUGAACAUCCGGGGAUCGUAUAUAAAUACCGUAUAGUCACUGUAAUAGUCACAGCCUGAUGAUGGUUCUCAAAUAAAACCGAAAUAUAUCAA